Etheostoma spectabile (orangethroat darter) is the source of this 8971-nucleotide messenger RNA. RefSeq names its product mitogen-activated protein kinase kinase 7 (gene map2k7). Gene Ontology annotation, molecular function: protein kinase activity; ATP binding. NCBI's taxonomy places the organism in Eukaryota, Metazoa, Chordata, Actinopteri, Perciformes, Percidae. The transcript has 13 exons. Gene Ontology annotation, biological process: protein phosphorylation. The coding region runs from base 77 to 1396 and encodes 439 amino acids. The record is from RefSeq and is a predicted model, not a curated record.
UGGUCCUGCCUGCCUGCCAGAGAGGGGAGUCGAGAGCUCUGCUGGGAACUAGCUACAUGGUGCUCAAUUUUUCAAGAUGUCGUCGUUGGAGCAGAGGAUGUCGCGAAUCGAGGAGAAACUAAAGCAGGAAAAUGAAGACGUUCGCCGGCGAAUCGACCUUAACAUCGACAUGAGUCCGCAGCGACCACGUCCGAGGCCAAUCAUCGUGAUCCAGCUCAGUCCUGCUCCAGCCCCUUCCCAGCGUGCAGCGCUCCAACUGCCCCUGGCCAAGGAUGGAGGCAGCCGUUCAUCAUCUUCAGAAAGCUCCCCUCAGCACCACACCUACCCCAGCCGCCCACGACACAUGCUCACCCUGCCCACGCCUCCAUACAGCCUGCCGAAGAGCUUGGAGAAUGCAGAGAUUGACCAGAAAUUGCAGGAGAUUAUGAAACAGACGGGUUACCUGAAGAUCGAUGGUCAGCGGUAUCCAGCGGAGGUGACAGACCUGAUCAGUGAGGGGGAGAUCGGCAGCGGCACCUGUGGACAGGUCUUUAAGGUGCGAUUCAAGAAGACCGGCCACGUCAUCGCUGUCAAACAAAUGCGUCGUACAGGAAACAAGGAUGAGAACAAGAGGAUCCUGAUGGACCUGGAUGUGGUGCUGAAGAGUCAUGACUGCCCUUACAUCAUCCAGUGCUACGGCGCCAUAGUUACCAACACGGACGUAUUCAUUGCCAUGGAGCUGAUGGGAACGUGUGCUGAGAAGCUGAAGAAGAGAAUCCAGGGCCCCAUCCCAGAGCGAAUCCUUGGAAAGAUGACAGUGGCAAUAGUGAAGGCGUUGCUGUACCUGAAAGAGAAACACGGUGUCAUCCACCGAGACGUCAAACCCUCCAACAUCCUCCUGGACGCCAAAGGUCAGAUCAAACUGUGCGACUUCGGCAUCAGCGGACGCCUCGUUGACUCCAAGGCCAAGACCCGCAGCGCCGGCUGUGCUGCCUACAUGGCGCCUGAGAGAAUAGACCCUCCAGAUCCCACCAAACCUGACUAUGACAUCCGAGCAGACGUGUGGAGCCUUGGCAUCUCUCUGGUGGAGCUGGCCACGGGACAGUUUCCCUACAAGAAUUGCAAGACAGACUUUGAGGUUCUGACCAAAGUGCUGCAGGAAGAUCCUCCUCUGCUGCCCCUCGGCAUGGGUUUCUCCCUCGACUUCCAGUCCUUCGUUAAAGACUGCCUCACAAAGGAUCACAGAAAAAGGCCAAAAUACCACACGCUGCUGGAGCAUAAUUUCAUCCGCCGUUAUGAGGUGUUGGAGGUGGACGUGGCCGGCUGGUUCCAGACAGUGAUGGAUCGCACCGAGUCGCCUCGCAGCAGCCAGUGUUACAGCCAUCAGCACCAGCUCCACUCGCUCUUCAGUAGGUAGCCUAGCCCAACCCGGCGUUAGCUUAGCCAGACGCUAGUCUUGCCUAGCUUUAGCUUUGCCAAGCCCAGACAGUCUGUCCUAGUCAAGCCCAGCGUUAGCAGCUAAGCGUAGCGUUAAACCCAGCUUGUCUGGCCAACUGUCCACCGGAGAACCUGAAGAGCCCAGGGAGGAGGGGGAGAGACAGAGAUGGAGUGAUGGACGGAGACAUGGACUGAUGGAUGGAUGACACAGGUGGUUCUGUUUGUCAUUGUGUUGAAUCUGGACAGGCAGACAUGGGAAGGAGGGGGAGAGAAAUAGGUGCACACUGCAGUUAGCUUCAUUCGUUUACACACUGUUGCAUCUCGUCACACUAUCAUAUCAAGUCAUACAUCACGGUGUGUAACAGCCACACACACUCACAUACAAACUGUGAGUGUUUUUUGUAUGUGUUUCUACAUUUCAUCCUCUUUUCAUUAGUUUCUCACCAACAUGUCUGUCUCCAGCAUUGAUCCAAGCCGUUGGAGAAGUCAACAGAGUAGUCACUACACACUGGAUUAAAGCAUCUGCUACAUUAGCAAACCUGAAUCUCUAUUGUACAUAAACGUUAUGGAGGGCACAACGAUGUCUGGUGCAAUUAUGAUUCUUCAGGUGUUUCUAUUAUCACACAUUCUCAGGCUGCAAAAGAGCUAAGAGGUGUGUGUGUGUGUGUGUGUGUGUGUGUGUGUGUGUGUGUGUGUGUGUGUGUGUCGCUAUUUUCACCUUCACACUACAGCUGUAACACAAACCACAAUGAAUUAAUCUGUUAGCUGUGCUUAAUUUGUAAUAUGUAAGGGUAGUAACUGUUAUUAACGUUUGAAUAUCCAUCAUUGUAUUUAGCAGCUGCACAAUUGGAAAACAAUGAAAAAGACUUUAAAAAAAUAGUGUUACAUAUUAGCUUUUUAGAAAAUUAGUUGUUUUUUUGUGAUCAGAAUGACUUAGAUAAAAUAAAAGAGAUCAAGAGAUACAUUUAAAAGGAGGAGAUUUUUUUUCGAGGUGUAGGAGAGAAAAGCAGAGAAAGUAGAAGUAGGGAGUUGUACUCUCGAUGGCGUUUUGGAAGCUUGAAUAACUGUUACAAGUGUGAGAAACGAGAGAGAGCUUGCCGGUACAAAUGGGAGCAGAGUGUUUUUUCAUUGAGAAGGCCAAGAGCAGGAUCUUAUCUUGUACUAAAAAUAUGAGUGGGGUAGAUCUUAUUACCUGUGGAGCAUUUCUUUACUCUCGGUUGGUCUACCUCUUCGUCCACCUGUCUGUCUGCCUCUUCUGUUAAGUGUGAUCUAGUGCUCCACAGUGUUACCAGACCAAAGGCUGUGUGUAGGUUGUUGUCCGUGGAGGCCAAGAGAUUUAGACCUGCUCCUGCAAAAAGUAAGAGAACUCACUGACAUGUCUUGAUAAAGCAUGUUUUCUUAUGUUUUAAGAACCUAGAGCAGGGGUCUCAAACUACUAGACUACGGCCCCAUCUGGCCCACGUUUAGAAUUGAUUCUUGAACUGACUCACAAAUCCAUUUGUUGUUUUGUCUUUUCAGUGAAGGUUUUUAGUAUUUAUAGUAUUUAAUAUCAAUGUCUCUCAAUCACUAAUCAUCUCCUAAUUAUUUUCUCAAUCAUUCAGUCAGAAAAAUGUUUCCAAAACCUAAUGCUUUUCAGUUUGCAUCGUCUAAGACACAGAAUAGCAGCAAAUCUGCCCAUUUGAAAUGCUGAAACCAAUAAUUUGUUUGGCAGUUAUAAAAAAACAAUUUAUCAAUUUAUCGAUCAAAAUUGUUGUAGAUUAAUUUUCUCAUCAAUCUACUAAUUGAUUAAUCAAAUAAUCUUACCUAUCUACCAUAUGAUCAACAGCAGUCAUAUUUAGCCUAACACAAUUGACACCUAAUUGUCUUUUUCAAACCCCAAAAGAAAGGUUGAUUUGGAGCACAGACAGUUUCAAGAGACCUGAACAGUUGACUAUUUUUCUUAUUGGUUUUAAUGUGGCAGUUGUAUCAGUCACCUUAGGACAAAGCUGUCGUUCUUUACACAUACAAUCUGAAGCAGCAUAUAGUUAGUGUUUAAGCAGUGAACUAGGAGAAAACAACCUGGCCAGUGGGGCCCAGCUAAUUUGAAUUUGAGAUCCCUGAACUGGAGAAUUGUUAAGAUAAAAUCAAGUGAGUCAGGUUUGAUACACAAGGCAAACCUGAACUGGUCAGUAUGUUUGAAACUGUGAUGUGUAGAUAUACGUUAUCAGCGCAGGUCUUUAGAGACAGACUAUCUAGAGUCCCUUUGCCUCCCCACCCCACCUCUUGACGGGCCACAGCCAAAGCCUGCUAGAUGUGCAGACUCAAGCCUCCCACACCCGGACACGCACCAAACCAAAUCCCUGCUAGACACAGAGAACUGAGAAAUGGAAAGGAUAGAGAGAGGAAGCUGUCAAGUGUCAGAGAGUGAGAGAGGGAUCCAGGAAUGUUGUCAAGAUGGCAGAAAAGAUGAGUGAAAAUCAAAUGUCAGGAAAAUGAGAGGAGAAUAUGGAGUGAGGUGAGAAGGAAGACUGGGAGUAUUAAGAAGGUGUGAUUGGAAAUUAAAGAAAAGUCCGAUACAAACUGGAGUUGGAUGACAAGAAGUAAGUGUUCGAAUGAGGAGGAGAGAUUUAACAGGGAAGGAAAACAGCAGCCUGAGUGCUGAGCUCUGAGGCUAGCUGGUUAUUGUAAAAAAGCUUUCAUGGUGUUGCACCAACUUACCAAUUAUGAUUUUAGCGAGUGAGUUAGUGUGUUGUGUUUAUGAUGUUUACUGUUCUGUUCAAACUAUGUUAUUUAUUUACAUUGCUACUGCUGCUGCUACUUUUUAUUGCUUUAGACGCUGCUGUCAUUUCUUUUCCCCAAAGGUCAAAUACUUUUUUUUCUUUUUUUAAGCCAAAUAAGUGAAAUAAUGCAAUGUCCACACGUGUUACCAAAUACAGAGCAAGUCUGAAGAGUGCAAAAGCAAGUGAGUGAUGGAUAAGAAAGUGCAGGGAGGUUGGCUUCACAAAAAGUUCUAACACAAAAUAUAAACACACCUCACCUCAAAUGUAGCUCCAUGUGUAAUAGAAGUAGUAAAUCAUUUAUGUCCUGGCGUCACACUAAACUGUACAGUGUAGAUAGGAUUAGUGGGAAUGUCUGUCCAGAAGCUUUUUGUCACAUCCAUCCUUCACUCCGCCCAUCAAUCCUUCCAUCUGUCCACAGGUUGCCUGCAAACUUGACAACCUUGACAGUUCCCACCAAAGGUGUCCACAACUCAACAAAAAUACGAUGUGUUGUUGUUAUUGUUAUGACUAUUGUUUAUGACCUUAUAAUUGAUAAAUGAAAUCUCUCUAUAGCUAGUGGGAGAGGGUGACAGGGGUGGGGGUGUGGGAUGCUGUAGUAUAGCAGUGCCAUGUGUGUGUCAUAUACUGUACAGGGGGAGACUGGUGCACUAACACAAGAAAAGGGCCAAGCAUUAAAAUCAGCUUUGUCCUUCUACUCAGUGAAUUGACUCACUUUGGACCUGCAUCAGGAAAUAAAUCCAACCUGGUCUGGCUGUGUCUGGGCUUCACUGAGCCACUGAACAUGAGCAAUCCUGGAUAACUGGUGUCACACAGCUGUUUAUCAACUGGCUCUGUUAACUCUAGGAUCUCCAAUCCAGCCAGUUCAUUUGAAUGAGCUCUUAAUCAUAAGUCAAUCAAAUGUUACAUCAUCAAACCAAUAAGCGGAGGACUUACUACGACACAGGUUUACUAACAAUUAGGUUAGUGCAGCAGCAAACAUUGAUGUGAUUCAACUGAAAUAUAAAAUCCUUACAUAACUACAGAAUAAUACGGUUUAAUGUAAGUAUGUAAGGUAUUUUUAAAGGGAUAUUUCAGACAAAACAGGAAAUCUGGGCCUCUGCUCCUUUGAUUGUGAUUGUUUUUUUUUUUCUUUAAGAUUUUUUCCCCCAACUUAAGACACUUCCACCAGUACCACAGAAGGCAUAAUACAACUGAUGAGUAAACUUUCUGUGUAAAAAGUGAGGUGUCACUUUAAGAGCUAUUGUGGAUAAAGUUGGUGAAAGUUAUCUACACUUUCAGGUGUAACAGUAUUAAUAUUAAGCUAUUAUGCUCAUUCAUAAAGCUGUUUAGUGUGGUCAAUUAAAUCUCUUCCGCCUCUUCCUGCCCCGUUUUAAACCCAUAGUGGAGAAAUUGUUGUGCAAAAAAACCUCCAAACUUAUGGAAAUCAAAGUAACUCUAUUGAUACAUUAAGACACUAUGUAUGCCUGUCUCUUAUUACUUAUUACUUUAAUGUGAACUCUGUAUUAUCUUUUCUGAAUAAUGACUCCAUGUUUCCGGGAUCUGAUUGGGCAGUAGAUCAAUCUGUUGGCAGGUUUGGAUCUUCUGAAGUUAACCCGCUGUAGAGGUUACCAUGGGGAUUUACCCUGGUUAAACACACGCCAGCUUUGUGAUACCAGUAAACCUGAGUUCAGCCCAAAGACAGCUCAUGUCACUUUGUGAUGCAGGCCCUUGAGCGGAUGUGGCGGUGAGCUGGCACAGCUCCGUCUGUUCAGCUUCUGUCUGGUUUUACACCUGAAAUUUAGCUUCCAGCAGUAGACAGGGACUUACAUUGUUGGUCGUCCUGCUCUUGUAAACCCUGCAGAUGACAGGAUUCAGAUGUGAUCAUGACAGAUCUCCUCAGCCUCCCUGUUAAAACCUUCUUAUAAAGACGUGGAUCUGGUGCUUAGUAUCCAGCCGCUGUACGGCACUGCCAGUGCAGCCUCAGGUGAACUACUCAUUGGUGCAGUUUCAAUAAGAGUUGGGGCAACCCAUUCUCACUACAACAUUCACUGUUCAAACUCUCUGUGGGUGUGUGUGUUGUGUGGUGUGUGUGUGUGUGUGUGUGUGUGUGAACAAAACAUCUUAUUACUGAUGUACACACACCAAAUGUAUAAAGUUUCAAUUCUACACAGCGAUGCUGGCUACUGCCAUUAGUGGCUUUAUGUGUAUUUAGCUUGCCAGUUGCAACGGGUGUAUAAAACAGCUAGUUCUAGCGUGUACUGCGCCCUCCCUUGACACGAGGGGAAGUGUGUGUGUGUGUGUGUGUGUGUGUGUGUGUGUGUGUGUGUGUGUGUGUGUGUGUGUGUGUGUGCGUGUGGUGUGGUGUGUGGUGUGUUGUAAACCCAUCUGUAAUUAAACCAAAUAUCAUUUUCUCUAUGCAGUCAUUCAAACCAUGUCAGCUUGCUUUGAUGGGGGGGGGGGGGGAAGCUUCCUGUACAUACACAGAUUUACGGAUAAACUGAAGUUGGCAACAGUGUGUUUUAAUUUUCGAGCCCCCCCCCCUCUCAGUGUGAUUAAACAUCACCACCGCCUUCAGCUAGUUCACAGAGAGAAGAGAGAACGCAAGAGAUAUGUUUUGAAUGAGCUGACAAAUAUUUAAGGAUUGUAUUGGGGUCAGGGAGGGACACGGGGUUAGACCGGGGUUUGUAUUUUGGGAGAGAUACAGAUCAAUGCUGUAAAGUAUAUCAAUUGCAUGUUAUUGUCACGUUUGUAACUGCCAUUGUCUGUUUUUUGUUUUUUUGUUUUCUUCCAAGACAACGGUUGGUUGGGGCGGGGAUGCACAAAACUUUAUCCUUAUUUAUAAUUUUUACACAAUAUAGUCUGUAUGUUUGUUUUUGUUUUGGAAAAUGUUGAAUUAUUGUGUACCUAGGAAAAGACACCUGUUUUUGCCUUUAAAAAAAGAAAAAGGUUCUUUCAACUUUGCAAUAUAUAUUUUUUUCACUUUGGACUCGUCGUCGAGAGCGAGCUGUAUCAUUAUUAGCAGACAGUGUUUGUUAGAAAACGUCCCGUUUCCCCUCAUUCAUGUGCCGUGUGUCUUUUUUAACGUUAGCUGUGUGCGCGAGUGGAGUGUGUGUGAUGUUUAUUUGUCUACCAAAAGUCUUUAUUGAUGGUGAUUAUAAUUCGCUUUUGUUUUUGUCCAUUGCUUUUUAUUAUUAUGGUAACUAUGAUUUCUGUUUUACUAUUUUUUGUUGUUGUUGUUGUUAUUAUUACCAUGAUUCAGGGCAAAGAUGACACCAAAUUGAACAAAGAAAUAAAUGGUUGAUCCCACACAGUGCUGAGAGCAGGACGGUGUUGUCCGUCUUCCUGAAGGUUUCUCUUUCCGGCGAGGGGGAGCGAUCGUUUUUCUCACCGUUACGCUGUAGUGUCUGUCCACCUUACUCAAACCCGCCACAUAAAGAUAACCUCUGAACUGAAAGUCUAAUAGUAUUUUUUAUUAUUAUUAUUUUUAUUAUAUGUUGUUUUCUUUGAUCAGGUAUCAUGAUCAGUUUAUUUCUUGUUACCCUGGUUUGGGUCAUAAAUUGCGUGCUGUUAUUUAAUUUUCUUUCUUGUUUUCCAUCAUCCCUGCCCACUGGUUUUGGAUUUUUUGUUUUUUUUAUUCUAUUUCAUGAUUAUUAUUUUAUAUUCUUUCUGGUUUGUCUGAUGCUGUAGUAGUGAGCUGAUUCGGCAAAUACCAGAACAUUUUUCCCCUAAUGCUGAUACUGUCUUGACUGAUGUUGCACUUGUGAUGGGUUUUUAUUUUGGUUUUGUUUUUGCGUUGCAGAUUUGGGAUUGUUGUGCAGACAGGAGAAUAUCGGGUGAUUUCCUUGUUUUCUUUUAGUCACAGCAGUUAUUUUAUCAAUCAUAGAUCUGUGACACAGAGCAAGAAAAUGAUCCAACAGUGUAUUUAUUUCACUGAUAUUUAUUUAUUGGUCAUUUGUAUGUUUUUUUGGUUUGUUUUAUUUUGUUUUUUAUGUGUAUUGCUUUUUUGUGGAGGGAUAACGGGACUCAAGGUAGAGGAGUCUCUCAUUGGCGUUUUACAUUGUGUACAGAAAGCUAAAUAUUGUAUUCAACCAUCACACUAACGUACAGUCUAUAAAGUAACCGAUUAACCGGCAAAAAUAGAAACCUACAGCACAGUAAGGUGCACUGUUUCUGGCUUUACUGUGACUGUCAGACCUAUUUUGUUUACUGUUUACCCUCUCAGAAGACUCCAACAAACAAAUGGCUAAUGGUUUAAAGUAGCCAUGGCAUGGUGUAUUUGAACUCUAGUACUUUACUAAUAACUCACAGUUAAAGCUUGUAUUGUUUGAAACUUGGAUGGUUUUUAAUCCGAAUGCCAGCUACAAAGCAGACAGGAUUUGUUUGUAUUUUUAAGUUGAAGAUAUUCCAGCUGAUGAUAACUACUAUGAAAGUGGACUGAUUGGCUUGUUAUUAACCUGCACUCCCUGUUAGCGAGGAGGGACACGCUUGCUUUUAAAUAUCAUUGAGGUUUGUUGCUUGGUUUUUCCGAAUGCAGUCUAGAUUGCAUGACUUUGCAAGUUUGCAGGGUGGGGGGAAGUUUGAUUUCAGUCUCCACUGUUUAAAGGCAUCUUGUAUGUACGACACCAUGGAUUUAUCUUGGAUUUAGCUUUACUGCCGUUUCCUUUCUUCUUCUUUUUUUGGCUGUAUUCUACCCCCCCUGCCCCCAGUCUCAUUUCAAACAGAAUAAAUGCCAUUAUAUUGUGAAUACCUCAGGAUUUUUUUGGAGAAAAAAAAACAAUAAAACACUUAAAAAUCAAAUAAAUAAAUAAAUAAAAACU